AUGGAUCGGGCCCUACCUGGCCAGUUUUUGGCCGAAAGUGGCGCGGGUCUGGAUAUCUUUCCAGGGACUGAGAUCAUGCUCAACCCUAACAGCACUCACGAGCGAAGUGCAGGCACCGUACUUUCUCCGCAGCCAUCAAAAGACCCAAGAGACCCUUUGAACUGGUCCCGACGUUGGAAAUAUGGCGUAAUAACUACGCAGUUUCUGUUCCUGUUCGUUGCCGUCGAGUCCGCUCUGUCCAUGGGACCUAUGUUCCCUCUCUUCGCGAAGGAAUUCUCUCUUGGUGAAACCGAGCAAAGCCUGCUGACCGGCGUGUGCGUUCUUGCCUUGGGCUUUUCAAACUUCAUCAUUGUCCCAUGUUCGAAUAUCCUAGGCCGCCGCAUUACCAGUCUUGUUCUCUGUCUUCUAGGCGCUGGGACAUGUAUCUGGCAAGCCCUGGCAUCGUCGUAUUCCUCGCUGCUGGCUGCCCGCGUCGUCAACGGAGUCGCAACAGCAACAAGUGAGACACUGCUGGUACAGGUAGUCUCCGAUAUGUUCUUCCUCCACGAGCGCGGCCUCUGGACAGGCGUUUACUUCAUGGGAUAUUUCCUGGGGCUGUUCAUUGGGCCCGUGAUAUCCGGAAAUAUUGCAGAGCGGUUCGGCUGGAGAAGCUUCUUCUGGCUCUCACUGGCGAUGACGCUUUUCAAUUUCGUUACACUGUUGCUUUUCUUCCCAGAAACCAAGUUCCAGCGACCUGAAUUGUCUGACCCAGCAAUAACAUCCCCCGAAGUAACCGAAUGUAAAGUGGAUUGUGAAGAAGUUGAGGACGAUACUGCCACAAGUCCACCCAUGUCCAGCCGUGGACGGCCAUCUGCUGCUCAGUUCAAACUCUGGCAGAGUCCUGAUCCACAGUGGAAGGCAUUCAUCGCCCGCGACGUCUUUACCCCGAUAUAUGUGUUUAUCUUCCCGAUCAUCUUCUGGGCCAGCCUCAACGUAGCGGGGCCUGCCAAUGUCCUCCUCUACUGGAACCUUACCCAGUCUCCUGUCCUAAGCACACCCCCAUACAAAUUCACCCCCUCCGCAGUUGGAUACUCAAACUUUGCCUUUGUCGUUGGCGGUAUUAUUGGACUGGCAACUGCCGGUCCUCUCUCUGACUGGAUUGCCAUCAAGGCCACCAACCGCAACAACGGCAUUCGCGAGGCAGAGAUGCGGUUGCCGGCCCUGAUCCCCUUUUUUCUAACCACCGUCGUCGGAAUCGUAAUUGGCGGCGUCGGAUAUGACCGCCAGUGGGACUGGCCUGUUGUUCUUGUUGUAGGGUACGGCCUGUCAGGCCUGUGUGUCACUGCCGUGCCAACAAUCGCCAUCGCAUAUGCUAUCGACUGCUAUAGACCCAUUUCCGGAGAAAUCAUGGUGGUGGCGACGGUGAUUAAAAAUACCUGCGGCUUCGCGAUGAGCUACUGGGUGUCUCCUCUAGCAGCUCGCGAGGGAUGGAUCUCGCCGACCAUGGUGGAAUUCGCGCUAACUGUUGGACCGAUGUUGCUAGGGAUUCCGGUUUAUUUGUUUGGCAAGGGGCUUCGACGACUCACGCGCAAUUCGAGAGUGCAUUUGUAUAAUACAUGA
This is a messenger RNA of Aspergillus versicolor CBS 583.65, 1599 nucleotides long. RefSeq lists its product as uncharacterized. NCBI's taxonomy places the organism in Eukaryota, Fungi, Ascomycota, Eurotiomycetes, Eurotiales, Aspergillaceae. The coding region runs from base 1 to 1599 and encodes 532 amino acids. The record is from RefSeq and is a predicted model, not a curated record. The transcript is spliced from 5 exons. Gene Ontology annotation, molecular function: transmembrane transporter activity. Gene Ontology annotation, biological process: transmembrane transport.